Cannabis sativa is the source of this 1739-nucleotide messenger RNA. RefSeq lists its product as uncharacterized. The coding region runs from base 382 to 759 and encodes 125 amino acids. NCBI's taxonomy places the organism in Eukaryota, Viridiplantae, Streptophyta, Magnoliopsida, Rosales, Cannabaceae. The transcript has 5 exons. The record is from RefSeq and is a predicted model, not a curated record.
UAUAUCUUUAUAUAUUAAAAGUGUCUAUCUAACGGCAAUUCUUGGUUUAACGUUUUGAUAUUUUUCUCUGUUAACUUUAACACUUCUCCGUUAACUUUAACACUUACGCCACUAUACAUUAAUCUUAAGGGAAAUAAAAUUACGGAAACAAUCUUUUUAAACGAUUAUUUGUUCAAGAUCGUGUUUACCGAAGAAUUAGGUGUUGAAAAAUCCAACAAUCUUUGUGAAGACUUCAAAUUACUUCAAAAAAAUCCGGGUAAAAUCUGCUUCGACGAUGAUGAUUUUACAAAGAGAAAUCGGAUCUUUUGAUUCUCAGGAAGGAGGAAGUAAUUUGGAGGCAACCAUAGAGCAAUAUCUGAAUAUGGAGAAGCAGAGAGCAAUAUGACAGAGCAAUUGCUCAAUAUCGUUAGAAUCCAAAAUCCCCAAACUAUCUUUUUUGAAAAGAUUUUACGCUUCCAGAUAUCCUUGGAUGGACCUAAUCACAAAAUAAACCAGUGGACUACAGGGGAAAAUGGCAUAAUUGGAUGCCAGAGUAAGGAGAAGAUCAAAUUUCAUGCUGAGAGAUUACUUAAAAAAUGGGAUAUUCACAUUAAUAGAAUACAGUACUCUAUACAUAUACUACUACUACUAUUCAAUAUUUCAAAUUCAAAAAGAUUCUUUGGUGUGGGCUACAGUCUACACUUGGCUCUUCAAAAAGAGGUUAGGUCAUGUUCAACUUUUAGCCACCGGUCAUUCUUUCAUCGACCACACUUAAAAUGAGAUUUAUUAUUCUUUCUCUUUCUCUUUGAAUUUUCCAAUUCUCACUUGCUGUUUUCCUUUUAGUUGUUCGCUUAAACUUUGCACUUUGCAGCUCACCCUAUCCAUAAAUGUUGUAUUUUAAUUUUUAGGCCUAAAGUGCGGUACUUAUAUUUAUAGUCAGUGAAAUUAUUACAUUAAUCUUUUUUCUUUCUUAUUGUUCUAUUGGAUGUUCAUAUGAAGUGUCGCACUUCUGUUUAUAGUCAAUGAAAUGAUUACUAUUCUUUGAUCAUUCUUUUUGUUCUAUUAAUAGUUUGGAGGUUGAUAUAAAGUGAAGUGUCUUGUAACUAUAAUAGCCUGGAAGUAGAGCGCGCAGUCAUGACAAUUGGUGAUGAAUCUGAGAUUACUGGGAACGUGAGGCAUGAGGUUCGUGUUUAAACUUUAAUUUAAAAUUCUGCUUUAGACAACUUCUUCAGACACUAUCCCAAAAUUCCUCAGGCUUGGUUAAAGAGAAGAUUGCUAAUAGGCCAAUCCAGUACGAGAGAUUUGAUAUUCGGGAUUGCAAGGUUGAAUAAAUUCAAUCUAUUUGGAAAAGUUAUUAUCACUUAGGUCAAAUUUUGCCUACUCUUUUGUGCUCCUUAUUUGUAAUGAUUCAAAAGAAUGUUCUUGGAAACCCUUGUCUGAGGCUGAAAAAAUAAUUGAUGAAUAAGUUGCAUGGCUCUCGACGAGAUGUAAUUAGAUAUGAGGUUUGGGAAUUUCUCUUUCUUGUCUUGCUUUCGCCAUGACAAACUGCAAGGUCUGACUUGCUUGAGAGAGAAGAGUUUGUAUCAUAUCAUUUAAGUUUUUUUUUGUUGAAUUUCAAGUGACUUAUGCAAAGAUUAUAGCUUUAAUUUUCUCUCUUUUAAUCCUCCUUUAUUUGGUAAACAUAUGAACUUAACUUCCAUUAAUCAUAGCAAUGUAAUAUCCAUCACCUAAAACUAUUUGCAAUAAAUAAUUGAGAGACA